Debaryomyces hansenii CBS767 is the source of this 1320-nucleotide messenger RNA. It is a transcript of the gene ENO1, whose product is annotated as phosphopyruvate hydratase. Gene Ontology annotation, cellular component: phosphopyruvate hydratase complex. Gene Ontology annotation, molecular function: phosphopyruvate hydratase activity; magnesium ion binding. NCBI's taxonomy places the organism in Eukaryota, Fungi, Ascomycota, Pichiomycetes, Serinales, Debaryomycetaceae. Bases 1 to 1320 code for a protein of 439 amino acids. The transcript has a single exon. Gene Ontology annotation, biological process: glycolytic process. The record is from RefSeq and is a predicted model, not a curated record.
AUGGCCGUCACUAAGUUAUUUGCUCGUUAUGUCUACGAUUCUCGUGGUAACCCAACUGUUGAAGUUGAUUUAACCACCGACAAGGGAUUAUUCAGAUCCAUUGUUCCAUCUGGUGCUUCCACUGGUAUCCAUGAAGCUUUGGAAUUGAGAGAUGGUGACAAGUCCAAAUGGUUAGGUAAGGGUGUUACCAAGGCUGUUGCCAAUGUUAACGAACUCAUUGCUCCAGCUUUCGUCAAGGCCAACCUCGACGUCACCAACCAAAGUGCCGUUGAUGACUUCUUGAACAAGUUGGACGGUACCCCAAACAAGUCUAAGUUAGGUGCCAAUGCCAUCUUAGGUGUUUCUUUAGCCACUGCUAAGGCUGCUGCUGCUGAAAAGAACGUUCCAUUAUACCAGCACUUAGCUGAUAUUUCUGGUUCCAAGCAAGACAAGUUUGUCUUACCAGUUCCAUUCCAAAACGUCUUGAACGGUGGUUCCCAUGCUGGUGGUGCUUUAGCUUUCCAAGAAUUCAUGAUUGUCCCAACUGACGCUCCAACCUUCUCUGAAGCUUUGAGAAUGGGUUCUGAAGUCUACCACAACUUGAAGUCCUUGACCAAGAAGAAGUACGGUCAAUCCGCUGGUAACGUCGGUGAUGAAGGUGGUGUUGCUCCAGAUAUCGGUUCUCCAAGAGAAGCUUUAGACUUGAUCAUGGAUGCUAUUGACAAGGCUGGUUACAAGGGUAAGAUCGGUAUUGCCUUAGAUGUUGCCGCUUCUGAAUUCUACAAAGACGGUAAGUACGAUUUAGACUUCAAGAAUCCAAACUCUGACGAAUCUAAGUGGUUAUCUGGUGAACAAUUAGCUUCCUUAUACGAAGAAUUGAUCAACGAAUACCCAAUUGUUUCUAUUGAAGAUCCUUUCGGUGAAGAUGACUGGGAUGCUUGGGUUCACUUCUACUCCAAGGUUUCUUCCAAGGUCCAAAUCGUUGGUGAUGACUUAACUGUCACUAACCCAUUAAGAAUCAAGACCGCCAUUGAAAAGAAGGCCGCCAACGCUUUGUUAUUAAAGGUCAACCAAAUUGGUUCUUUAACUGAAUCCAUCAAGGCUGCUCAAGACUCCUUUGAUGCUACCUGGGGUGUUAUGGUUUCCCACAGAUCUGGUGAAACCGAAGAUACCUUCAUUGCUGAUUUAUCUGUUGGUUUAAGAGCUGGUCAAAUUAAGACUGGUGCCCCAGCCAGAUCUGAAAGAUUAGCCAAGUUAAACCAAAUCUUAAGAAUCGAAGAAGAAUUAGGUGACAAGGCUAUCUACGCUGGUAAGAACUUCCACGCUGCUUCUCAAUUAUAA